Xylona heveae TC161 is the source of this 1410-nucleotide messenger RNA. RefSeq lists its product as hypothetical. The transcript is spliced from 7 exons. The annotation marks the transcript as partial. NCBI's taxonomy places the organism in Eukaryota, Fungi, Ascomycota, Xylonomycetes, Xylonales, Xylonaceae. Gene Ontology annotation, cellular component: membrane. The record is from RefSeq and is a predicted model, not a curated record.
AUGCGGGGAAAGUUUCGUGAUGUAAAAGCUCAUAGGCUCCACACCGAACGAGGCGUCACAUUUUGGAGAUUCAAUAUAGAAGUGGAGCUUGGCGAGAAACAGGCUAGAAUCGCGUAUCGCAUCAAUCGUGGUCCGGCAAUAGGGUUUUGGGUUCCUGCGCAUGGCCAGACAAUGAAUAUCAUGUUUCAUAGCUGCAACGGAUUCAGUUCGAGCGUUAACCCAGACAAAUUCUCUGGCCCAGAUCCUUUAGAUGUCCUUAAUUCUCAUCAAACCCGUCCUUUUCACGUCAUGAUUGGGGGAGGAGAUCAGAUAUAUAACGAUGCAGUAAUGCGGCAGACGACGCUUUUCCAAGAAUGGCUGGGCAUCAAGAACCCAGUGCAGAAGAACUCGGCGCCUUUCACACCCGAGAUGCAGGAUGAGCUGGAAGGCUUCUACUUGGAUCGCUAUGCUAUGUGGUAUUCGCAAGGCUUGUUUGCCAUGGCUAACUGCCAGAUCCCCAUGAUCAACAUUUGGGAUGAUCAUGAUAUUAUCGACGGGUAUGGGUCAUAUCCUCAUCAUUUCAUGCGGUCCCCGAUAUUUACUGGACUUGGCGCUGUUGCUUUCAAGUACUACAUGUUGUUUCAGCACCAGUCGGUGGUGGACGAGACACAAGCGAAUGAGCCAAGCUGGCUCCUUGGCGCAUCUCCUGGGCCAUACAUCAAUGAAUUGAGCAGAAGUGUCUUCAUGCAUCUGGGAAGAAAGGUCGCUUUCCUCGGGCUUGAUUGUCGCACUGAACGCAUGAGAGACGAAAUCUUCUGCGAAGAGACAUACGAUAUUAUCUUUGAUCGAUGUCACCAAGAGAUUAUCAAAGGGGAAACAAAACAUCUCAUCGUGUUGCUUGGUGUGCCAAUUGCAUACCCCCGUCUCAACUUCCUCGAAAAUAUCUUAACCUCACGGCUUAUGGAUCCCGUCAAGGCAAUUGGCCGCACUGGCGUUCUUGGUGGGUUUGUCAAUAAAUUCGACGGAGGCGUAGAGAUCCUAGACGACCUAGAUGAUCACUGGACCGCAAAGGAACACAAACGGGAAAGAAAUUGGUUUAUACAAGAAUUACAAGAGUUGGCGGCUGAAAAGUCCGUUCGCGUCACUAUUCUAGGUGGCGACGUUCACUUGGCUGCUGUGGGUCAAUUUUACUCUAAUCCGAAACUCAGUAUACCCAAGGAUCAAGACCACAGAUAUAUGCCGAAUGUCAUUUCUUCCGCCAUUGUCAAUACGCCCCCUCCUGAGCUCAUGGCAGACACCAUAAACAAGCGAAACCGUGUCCAUCAUCUCGAUCAUGACACGGAUGAGGAUAUGAUUCCAAUGUUCACCCAUGACGUUGACGGAAAGCCAAGAAACAACAAGCAUCUCCUGCCGCGCCGUAAUUGGGCUUCA